ACACACACCAACAAAACCAAAACACAUGACAGUCAACUAGAAGUGAUUUUGGUAGGAGAUUCUUUAUUUUAUCAAAAGACUUAAGAUUACUUUCUUUAAAUAGUAAGCACCCUAGAGAUUUAAAAAUAGGAUUUGAAUGAUAAAAAUUUGAUUUACCAGCAGCAUUCCCCAGGAAUACAUCUCCAUACACUGCCUGUCUGUAGCCAGUAUAUGAAAUUAUAACCUGCUAAGCACAUUUCAGAGAACAGUCACAGAAUGCUUUAAAUUAGAGGCAGCAGGAUGUGAUAUGUUGGUAGCAUUCACGUGUAUCCUGAGGAGUGUUUCCAAGGUCCUGUCCAAUAACUGAGAAAAUAAAGGGACUAACAGAUCAGCUCUAAUUUCCCGUCUCUCUUCUGAAUUGACUUGGAUACCUGACACCCUCAUUUCCAGAGUGGUAUAGUUUUUUCUUCUCCAAAAGCAGGACCAGCUAUGCUGGAUGUUUAGGUUCAGUCUAAUACAUUUGAUUCUUCUUAAUCAGCCAUGAUCUUUUCAGCCUCUAGACUGAGUUUGUUAAAUUAUCCUUUUGGUGAUAGAGAUUAAACCAGUCCUGCCCCCCAGUGGAGUGAGCAGGAUGUGAGGAAGGAGUGGAAAGAGCUGGGCAUUGGAACCAGUAGAAACAUGACUAAACUGAAUAUGAAAUCUAAUCUGGUUUGGAUCUUGUGACAGGAAGACUUGUGUUUAGAAGCCACUUUCUCUUGUGCUUAAGUUCCUCCAGAUCCACUUUUUCUAUUGAAGUUGGUGGCAUAUUUUGCCUCAAUACCCUUUGAACACUAAAGUCAGUACAAGAAGAGAAGGCCAUUGCUGGCAAUUUUAUGCCCUUUUAUUUCUUUAACCACCACAUUCGUACCCCUCUCCCUUCCCUUCUCACAUUAGAAAUGACGAUCAGGUAAAAAACCUAUUUGCCAUUCACAGCAAGUAACUAAAAACAGAUCUAUUAUGAUAUACGAUGAAGAUAAUUAUUGUGAUCUCCCUACUAAGCUCAGCCCCAACCCCAGCUGUUUCUCUUCUGGAACUGGAUACCCACGUGGGGGCCUGAAACACCCUUCCACUCCUACUUCAUACACACUUACGCUUGCUUUCUCUAUAGAUUUUGUGGGGGAGGAAAGAGUUCCCAGUACCGUUGUGUGUGAUUGGGGAAGUAAAUAAUUUGUUACCAUGGAAUAGACUUCUUGCAUUUAUUUGAAGAGGAUUGAAAUCAGGAUACCAGACAUAUCAUUAACUUAUACAUUAGUGCUAGCCACAGGGAGGCCCUAGGGAUUCAUUCUAGGAAGAUGGAGGGGAUUCUGAAUCUAUAAAAAGAAAAACCCACCUUAUUCUGGACUUUUCAGUGGGUUAGCUCCAUUGUCUCUGCCAUUUGCAAGUAAACAUUAGCUCAGAAUCAAGAUGGUGGUUGGAAUGCAAGUCAGGAGUUGAAUGUAGCUCUCCCAUCUACAACCAUUGAGGAAUAAUUUCUCUGGAACUAGGAGUAUUGAAGUUAAGUGACCUAGCACCAGAAUUCUAGAAUUGCAAGGGCCUUCCUUGGGGAUCUGGUUGUUUUGUGAACCACACAGUUCUGGUGUAUGAGGCCACAUCUCAUCUGUCUACCCCAUAGGAGGUUUGUCCAGUACUCAGUAGCUCCACUGACCAAUACAAGCAAGCCAGCUUUUUUCCGAGGCCUGAAGUGGUCACUAGGGAAUGAGAAGGAAACAGUGUCAUGUGGGCUGUGCGUGUGCCUUUGCUUGGGGGAAAUCUUCUCCCUUAACACACUGGAAGGGGGGAUUAUUAACAACUCAUUGUCCCUAGUAGAAAAUAAAUCCCAUCCUUGAAAACAGUAGCAUAGUCCUCAGUCAUGCCCCCUUUCUUAGUAUCUCUCAGUGAGGCCAAGAGUGGCGGGAGAUGAGAAUGCCCUGAGACUUUCGGGAGGAGGCAGGAGGUGGUACAUGUGGUUAUCACCCGCAGGUAUUGAUGUUUUUCUGGGCCCACUGACACUGCCCUGGGAAUGUCAUCUCCCAAUGAAACUUCCAAGUAUAAUUUCAGGCCCCCUGUUGAAAUCCUUGAGAACAGAGGAGCCAAGCUAGAGUAGUGAUGGGUUUGGACUUCCUGUCUCAGCUGGAAUGCUUACACAGGUCUCUGAGGGUCUCAGGGGGCUGGUCCUUUGGUUAUUGUACCAUUGCCAGAUUAGAUGUGAGUUCAGCUUUGUCACUCUGAGCCGAAGUGAAAACCCCCAGUCUGGCAUGCAAUGCCAUAUAAAGCAAAGGACAGAAUGAAGAAUGGUGCCUCAUGUUAUUUUACCACUGGUUUUCAGGGGGGAAGAAAGCCUUGAUUUAUAGCAUUUGUUGAUUUCCGGGGUGUAAUACUUCCCUAUAGUUGAUUCAAGCUGCCAACGUGACAUCGUUAAACACCCAGCUGGGAAGAGAUGUGCACAGUCGGGUGAGCUGGCUGAAUCAUGGUGUACAUGCACAGACAACUCACCUCUUGCAUUGUUUCACUUGCCCUUGGCCUGUGGACUGAGCUACAUGUCAGCCUAAGGAGCCAUUAAAUUGGAUUCAAAGAAGGCAGUGGAGCAAAUUUGGAGCCCUGUUGGGUCCACCUAAAAAUCAUGGUGGCCAGUAAGGGCACGUACCUCGAGAUGAUUAUUGGCUUCCAGCAUGUGCAUCUCUUCCCAGCAAUCUCCCACCCCCUAAUAUAUACACACUUGAGUAUCCAUUCUGACCAUAUAAACAUUACCUAAACUCCCAUGCCAGGUCAGAUUCUAGCAAAGAAAGGCAAGGAAGCCCAGCAUUUGAUGGCAUACCAAAAUGCCAUAAUAUUCAAGAUACCAUAAUACCCUGUACUAUGGUGCACCUCCUCUCUGGGAGCCAAAUCCCUGGAUGUAAUUCAGUUCUCAACCCUAGGUGGAUUUGGGUAAGUUAUUUCUGUCCAGUUACUCUGUUUAGAUCAGGGAGGAGGCCAUCAUUGGAAAAGUGGCCUUGGGAGUUCCUCAGUGCGUGGUACCCAGCCCACGUGACUCCUGAGGCCCAUAUGCUCUCCAGCCUAAAGUAAUUGUGUAGGCUUUGUGAUUUGGCCACGUGGGUUGCUGGGACCCUGCUGGGUAAGGAAAGGGGCUGCUGGAGGGUAUAGGGCUCAGCCUAGCAGGCAGGCCAGGAUCUGGUUCCUCCCAAGGUCUGCAGCACCACCGAGAUCUGUUUGGUGUUUGACAGGUGUGCUCUUCUGGUCACAUAUCCAGCUGGACUCCCUGUGCCUCUGCAGGACGGUGGGUUCCUGCCCUUUAAGAGCAGACGUAGUUCUGAAAGCUGAAGCCUUAAGGACUGGCCCAGUGGUGUAGCCUUAGAGCAGUUGCUUAGGGAGAGCCAGGGCAGGGAUUGGGGUGGGAUGUUGGUUAAAUCUUUACGUCUUGGUGUUCACUCUCUCACAUUCUCCAUCUCUUGCAGUAGUAUUUUGCCUUUGAGUAACUGUCCCCAGCUCCAGUGCUGCAGGCACAUUGUUCCAGGGCCUCUGUGGUGCUCCGAUGCCCCUCACCCACUGUCGAAGAUCCCCGGUGGGCGAGGGGGCGGCAGGGAUCCUUCUCUCUCAGCUCUAAUAUAUAAGGACGAGAAGCUCACUGUGACCCAGGACCUCCCUGUGAACGAUGGAAAACCUCACAUCGUCCACUUCCAGUAUGAGGUCACCGAGGUGAAGGUCUCUUCCUGGGAUGCAGUCCUGUCCAGCCAGAGCCUGUUUAUAGAAAUCCCAGAUGGAGUAUUAGCUGAUGGGAGCAAAGAAGGAUUGUUAGCACUGCUGGAGUUUGCGGAAGAGAAGAUGAAAGUGAACUACGUCUUCGUCUGCUUCAGGAAGGGCCGGGAAGACAGAGCUCCACUCCUGAAGACCUUCAGCUUCUUGGGCUUUGAGAUUGUACGUCCAGGCCAUCCCUGUGUACCCUCUCGGCCAGAUGUGAUGUUCAUGGUUUACCCCCUGGACCAGAACUUGCCCAAUGAGCACUAAUGGUCAGAGGAUGCUUUGCCCAAGAGCCACAGUGGGGGAAGAGGGGAAGUUAGGCAGCCCUGGGACAGAGGAGGGGGCUCCUCGCUGUCUAGGGAAGGACGCUGAGGGGCUCAGGAUGAGGGUUGCCUAUUGUGUUCUUGGAGUUGACUCGUUGAAAUUGUUUUCCAUAAAGAACAGUAUAAACAUAUUA
Messenger RNA from Myotis brandtii (Brandt's bat), 4189 nucleotides. It is a transcript of the gene OAZ2, whose product is annotated as ornithine decarboxylase antizyme 2. NCBI's taxonomy places the organism in Eukaryota, Metazoa, Chordata, Mammalia, Chiroptera, Vespertilionidae. Gene Ontology annotation, biological process: positive regulation of protein catabolic process. The record is from RefSeq and is a predicted model, not a curated record. Gene Ontology annotation, molecular function: ornithine decarboxylase inhibitor activity. Gene Ontology annotation, cellular component: cytoplasm; nucleus.